Messenger RNA from Onychostoma macrolepis, 1263 nucleotides. It is a transcript of the gene crybb1l3, whose product is annotated as crystallin, beta B1, like 3. Bases 176 to 802 code for a protein of 208 amino acids. Lineage: Eukaryota; Metazoa; Chordata; Actinopteri; Cypriniformes; Cyprinidae. Gene Ontology annotation, biological process: visual perception; lens development in camera-type eye. The record is from RefSeq and is a predicted model, not a curated record. The transcript is spliced from 6 exons. Gene Ontology annotation, molecular function: structural constituent of eye lens.
AGAAAGCCGCACACACUGAGGGUGUGUUUACAGUUGGCUGGUUUGGUUUGAUUAAAAUGAACUCCGGUGCAAUUGGUCUGUUAGUGCGGUUAAUUUAAAUAAGUGUGAACACUGCCAUCCGAACCUUGGUGUGCACCAAACAAGCAGCAGACCAAAACCCACUUAAGCUUCAGCCAUGUCACACACUGCUGUACAAGGAAGUAUGGGUAGUCGCUACGCCACAGGAACGAGCUCCCACAGAAUAUAUCUGUUUGAGUAUGAGAAUUUCCAAGGGCGCAUGAUGGAGCUGAGUGGAGAGUGUCGUAACAUCUGUGACAAGGGGCUAAACCGUGUGGGCUCCAUCAGAGUGGAGUGUGGGCCAUGGGUAGGUUUUGAGCAACAGGAUAUGACCGGUGAGAUGUUCAUGCUUGAGAGGGGCGAAUACCCUCGCUGGGACACUUGGUCCAACAGCUACCGCUGUGAUCGUCUCAUGUCUGUCCGGCCCAUUAGAAUGGACCCACAGGACCAUAGAAUCUGUCUGUUUGAGUGCAUGAACUUUGAUGGUCGUAAGAUGGAGGUUUCUGAUGAGGACAUCCCAAGUUUGUGGUGCUACGGCUUCCAGGACAGAGUCGCCAGCAUUCAAGUAAAUGGUGGAACGUGGGUUGGAUAUCAGUAUCCAGGCUACCGUGGAUAUCAGUACCUGUUUGAAUUUGGAUCCUACAAACACUGGAAUGAAUGGGGCGCCCAUCACCCCCAGAUCCAGUCUGUGCGAAGAGUGAGGGACAUGCACACGCAUCCCAGAGGCUGCUUCGAGAUGGCAUAAGGAACGACACACAGCAUGGACAGGCGGUCACAACAAAACCCUGCAGAGAAACCCUGUGGAAUGUUAAAAACAAAACAACAACAAAAAAUCUUCAUAAUCAAAAAGAGCUGCUCUAAAUAGGGAUGAACUAUCAUGUGUUCAUGUGGGUCAUGACUGGUUGCAGAACCACUUUUAAGUCCAGCAUUUUACAUCCAACCGCUUAGUUAAAAAUAAGAUAAAACUAUUUUAUGUUCCAAAUUGAAUGCUUGUUGAAGCAUUCAUCCGUUUUGUUUGCAAGUUUUGCAUCAUUGCAUGUUUUUUUGCUCUACCCAAACCUCCUAGCAUUUUGUUUCAUUAGUUUAUAUAAGAAUAUCUACCAUCCACUAUAUGACCUAAAGCUAAUCAGAAUCAAUUUCUAAUUUAGCUGCUAAACUCUGCAGGGAAUAGUCACUGAACCAGAAGGAGGUGCAAUUCAGCGCCUC